CUCAUAAUUCACCUCUUCUACCCAAAACCCUAAUUGACCCUCCAUCGCUAAACCCACGACACAUCAAACCCUAGAGAGAGGAGAGCCUCCCAUGGAUCCCCAGACUCCGACCUCCCAGACCAUGGAAUCUCUCUCGAUUUCGUCUCCCGAUCAAGUCUCCGCCUCCAAUUCGUCAAAUUCCACAUCCGAGUUGAUGAAUGUUGAAGAGAAGUUCAGGAUCGUGAGGAGUGUUGGGGAAGAGUGUAUUCAAGAGGAUGAGUUGCUAAACCUUCUCACCAAGAAGCCCGAACCUGUUUGCUACGAUGGGUUUGAACCCUCCGGUCGAAUGCACAUUGCCCAGGGCGUUAUGAAGAUCAUUAGUGUCAACAAACUGACUUCUGCUGGUUGCAAAGUAAAAAUUUGGAUUGCAGAUUGGUUUGCACAGUUGAACAACAAAAUGGGGGGAGAUUUAAAAAAAAUUCAAACUGUUGGACAGUACAUGAUUGAGAUUUGGAAAGCUGUGGGGUUAAAUCUCCAAGGAGAUAAAGUGGAAUUUUUAUGGUCUUCGGAAGAAAUUAACUCCCGGGCACAUGAGUACUGGCCUCUUGUAAUGGACAUUGCAAGAAAGAACAAGCUUCCUAGGAUAAUGAGGUGUGUCCAGAUUAUGGGCCGCAGUGAGCAGGAUGAGUUAACGGCAGCCCAAAUUCUCUACCCAUGCAUGCAAUGUGCUGAUAUAUUUUUCCUUAAGGCUGAUAUCUGUCAACUGGGCAUGGAUCAGCGGAAAGUGAAUGUCCUUGCGAGAGAGUAUUGUGAUGACAUCAAGAGGAAAAACAAGCCUAUCAUAUUGUCUCACCACAUGCUUCCUGGCCUGCAGCAAGGGCAAGAGAAGAUGUCAAAAAGUGAUCCAUCGUCUUCCAUCUUUAUGGAGGAUGAAGAGGCUGAAGUAAAUUUGAAGAUAAAGAAGGCAUAUUGCCCUCCAAUGGUAGUUGAAGGGAACCCAUGCCUGGAAUACCUUAAAUACAUUAUCUUCCCAUGGUUUCAUGAAUUCAAAGUUGAACGUGGUCCUGACAAUGGUGGUGAAAAGACCUUCAACAAUAUUGAAGAACUAGUUGCAGACUAUGAAAGUGGGCAAUUGCAUCCUGGUGAUUUGAAACCUGCUCUAUCAAAAGCAUUAAAUAAGAUAUUGCAGCCUGUACGUGAUCAUUUCAAGAAUGAUCCUGCUGCCAAGGAGCUAUUGAAAAGGGUUAAGGGUUACAAAGUCACGAGGUGAUGUGGCCAUGAAUACUGAACACCUUUUUCUGUUGGAGGCUGUCUUGGGUCUAAAUUGAAUUUUGUUUUUCUUGCUUGAAGCAGCACCUUUUUAUUUUUAUUUUUAUAUUUAUCCUUUGGUCCCUACUUGGCACAAGACGUUGACUCAUUUUCUGUACACUUUAAUUUAAUAGCUCAUAAAUGGAGUACUUUUUAGUUCGUUUAGAUUUGAUUACAUCUUGUAUUAUGGAACUCGACAACUUGAUUAUGGAACUUGGCAACGAUGCGACCAAGAUUACUUAGUAAAUCCCUUUCCAAA
Molecule: messenger RNA, 1546 nt
Organism: Camellia sinensis
Lineage: Eukaryota; Viridiplantae; Streptophyta; Magnoliopsida; Ericales; Theaceae
Product: tyrosine--tRNA ligase 1, cytoplasmic
Biological process (GO): tyrosyl-tRNA aminoacylation
Cellular component (GO): cytoplasm
Molecular function (GO): ATP binding; tyrosine-tRNA ligase activity
Source: RefSeq, a predicted model, not a curated record